Molecule: messenger RNA, 1704 nt
Organism: Adineta ricciae
Lineage: Eukaryota; Metazoa; Rotifera; Eurotatoria; Adinetida; Adinetidae
Source: the annotation of a GenBank genome assembly
AUGGGCACGGCCGCUUGUAAAAGUGCAAAAUCAGUGUCACAAAUUCAGCAAACUGAAGAUAACAAAACCAUCGUCGUUGGUGUGUUUGGUCUUGAUGAUGCCGGCAAAACAUCAAUAAUUAGAGCGAUCGAUGGAGAUCCAACUGAAAAUGUCCCACCGACAUCGAGUUCCAAAACAGUACUGAUAAUGAAUCCACUGAAUGAGACAACAAAUCGCACUGAUAGAACAAAAACAAAACAACGUAUACAGCUGAUCGAUGUGAGUGGUGAUAAACGAUACCGUGAACAAUCGUGGUCGCAAUUUUAUGAUCGAAUCCAUGGCUUUAUAUUUGUUUUCGAUGCCAGUGAAAAAAGACGUUUCAGGGAAAAUCAAGACGUCCUCGCCGAUCUACUUGAACAUGAUCAACUUCAAAAGAAACCAUUUCUCAUUUUCGCAAAUAAACAAGAUCAACGAGGUGCUAUUAAUAAUGAAUAUGAUUUAAAGCGGAAGCUUAAUAUCGAACGGUUACAAGCAAAAUAUAAACUUGAAUUAUGUACGGCGUUACCUCAAGAUGAUGAUAACAAUGUCGAUGAAUCAAUUCAACAAGGGUUCACUUGGUUAAUUCAAUCAAUAACUAACAAUUUUACGGAGUUGAAUGCUCGAGUUAGCAAAACAAAAAGUAAACCGCUGUCUCAUUCUUUGAGCAAUGGAAACGGGAUGAAUAAGGACACGGACUCUCAUACAAAAAUCACUUCACAAAAGCUACCGGAUAUUAAUAUGAACAAAUCCAAAAGUAAAACAUACAGUGAUGGUGAAAAUGAAGAUCGGCCUUUGUCAAAUGGGCUUCUCAAGAAGAAGAAGCUAUUAGGUACUUCUAAUAAUAAUCAAUCUUCACUGCAAAAAUCUCGUGAUAAUGAAUUAAAAGCAUUUCGUUCAACAUACGAAUCGUUUCCCGAGGACACACCCUGGUCAAUAUCAACAUCGGUACUGAAAUCAACUAGGAGUGAUGACAUCUUGUCGCGAUUCAAUACUCGAACGUCGUUGGCCAACGAUUCAAAACGACGCGACGUCAGCCCUCUCGUUCGCGACUUGAAAUCUUAUACCAAUGGCUCGUCAUCACACAAACACGACAAUUACAGUGACGAUGACGAACACAAUAACAAUUAUUCACAAAGAUCAAAAACAACCAAUCGACCGAAAUCCUCAACAGGCGUUUACAACGACGACUACUACUCUUCGUCGUCAAAAACAACUUCACAUACAUCCAACAGAAAUGAUUAUUCAACAGCGAACUCACAAUAUCGUUCGAAAUCCAGCGGCAAUGAUGAUUAUCAUUACACAUCAACAAAGCCAGCUGUCACCUCGAGAUACGGUGGUGAUGAUGAUAAUGACGACGAUUACUACUCAUCGUUGAAAUCCAAAUACAACGGUGGAAAUCGAUCGUUUCCUCCACCAAAACCAGUAUCUCAGUCAAAAUUCGAGGAUGACGAUGAUGAUGAUGCAUACUAUCCAUCGUCAUCGAUCAAAGCAACAAGUCGUUCAACAUAUGACGACGGUGAUGAUGAUGAUGCUUAUCCCAGUGCACCUCGUAUAACGGAUCAUUCUUCAUCUUACAACAAUUAUAAUGGAUAUCGAUCUCGUCUUGAGAACGAGUCAUUUUUCACCUCGAAUAAUGGCUCAAACUCUCUGAAUAGAUCUAGAAAAAACAACUAUUAUGAUUAUUAA